Messenger RNA from Gadus morhua (Atlantic cod), 1653 nucleotides. It is a transcript of the gene adsl, whose product is annotated as adenylosuccinate lyase. Bases 140 to 1585 code for a protein of 481 amino acids. Gene Ontology annotation, cellular component: cytosol. The record is from RefSeq and is a predicted model, not a curated record. NCBI's taxonomy places the organism in Eukaryota, Metazoa, Chordata, Actinopteri, Gadiformes, Gadidae. Gene Ontology annotation, molecular function: (S)-2-(5-amino-1-(5-phospho-D-ribosyl)imidazole-4-carboxamido) succinate lyase (fumarate-forming) activity; N6-(1,2-dicarboxyethyl)AMP AMP-lyase (fumarate-forming) activity. Gene Ontology annotation, biological process: 'de novo' AMP biosynthetic process. The transcript is spliced from 12 exons.
AUGAGUGUCGUAAAAAGAUGAAAACGCUUCCAUGUGAGCUCGUUCAUGCGGCAGUGCUAGCUGACUUGUCUUUAGACUGCUAGUAGAUAGGCUGGAAUAAUCAUUCAAGUGUGUCAACAAAUAGAGUUUGAUUGCAGUCAUGGAAGGAUCGGAUGAGUUUAUGAAAUAUCGCUCCCCGCUGGUUUCCAGAUAUGCCAGCAAGGAGAUGGCCUACAACUUCAGUGACAGGAAGAAAUUUACAACCUGGAGAAAACUGUGGAUCUAUCUGGCCAAGGCUGAAAAGGCGCUGGGUCUGCCCAUCAGCGAGGCCCAGGUGGUGGAGAUGGAGGGCCACGCCGAGGACAUCGACUUCGCCAUGGCAGCGGACGAGGAGCGCAAGCUGAGGCACGACGUCAUGGCUCACGUGCACACCUUCGCCCACUGCUGCCCCGCCGCAGCGCCCAUCAUCCACCUGGGUGCUACUUCCUGCUACGUGGGGGACAACACCGACUUGAUCAUGCUCCGGGACGGAUUUGACAUCCUGCUGCCGAAGCUGGCUAGGGUUCUGGAUAGACUGGCUAACUUUGCAGAGAAAUACGCUGACCUCCCCACGCUGGGCUACACACACUACCAACCGGCCCAGUUGACCACGGUGGGGAAGCGGGCCUGCCUGUGGCUGCAGGACCUGGCCAUGGACAUGAGGAACCUCCAGCGUGCCCGAGACGACCUGCGCUUCCGGGGGGUGAAGGGCACCACGGGCACACAGGCCAGCUUCCUGCAGCUGUUCCAGGGGGACCACGACAAGGUGGAGGAUCUGGACAGAAUGGUGACCGAGAUGGCUGGCUUCAAAAAGUCCUACCUGGUGACAGGGCAGACGUACAGUCGCAAGGUUGACAUCGACUCUUUGUCAAGCCUGGCCAGUCUAGGAGCCACCAUUCAUAAGAUCUGUACUGAUAUCCGUUUGCUGGCUAACCUGAAGGAGAUUGAGGAGCCCUUUGAGAAAGAACAGAUAGGUUCCAGUGCCAUGCCCUACAAGAGGAACCCCAUGCGGGCGGAGCGCUGCUGCAGCCUGGCUCGCCACCUGAUGGCGCUGCUGAGCAACCCCAUGCAGACGGCCUCCGUCCAGUGGCUGGAGAGGACGCUGGACGACAGCGCAAACAGGAGGAUCUCUCUGCCGGAGUCGUUCCUGACGGCCGACAUCAUCCUCAGCACGUUGCAGAAUGUGACCGAGGGGCUGGUGGUCUACCCCAAGGUCAUCGAGAGACACAUCCGCCACGAGCUGCCCUUCAUGGCCACGGAGAACAUCAUCAUGGCCAUGGUGAAGGCCGGAGGGAACAGACAGGACUGCCACGAGAAGAUCCGCGUGCUGUCCCAGCAGGCUGCCGCGGUGGUGAAGCAGGAAGGCGGAGACAAUGACCUGCUGACCCGGGUCCAGGCAGACCCCUACUUCAGCCCCAUCCUCUCUCACCUGGACACCAUCUUGGACCCCAAGACCUUCAUCGGCCGAGCGCCCCAGCAGGUUGCCAGAUUCCUCUCUGAGGAGGUUCGCCCAAUGCUGGAGCCGUACAAAACCAAAAUGGAUGUCAAGAUUGAACUUGAGCUCUGAGACAUUGAAAGCUGUGUUGACAUUGGUGACUGUUACACUGAAUAAAAUAAGAUAUAUUUCAGCUAAAA